Messenger RNA from Orbicella faveolata, 3646 nucleotides. Its product is annotated as mucin-2-like. The record is from RefSeq and is a predicted model, not a curated record. NCBI's taxonomy places the organism in Eukaryota, Metazoa, Cnidaria, Anthozoa, Scleractinia, Merulinidae.
UAACUCCUUCUACCUCGAGAAUUAUCAAAACAUCAUGCAAUUGUGAAUUAUAUAUAUUACAAGCAAAGCUCAAACUACAAAUUAGUGUUAGUUAAAAUAAGACAAAUAGAAACCUCAGAGAACUAUCACAGCUGAUUCAAAGAAUAUACAUUCAAUUAGCUUUUCAGGUUUCUUUCGCUUCAUAUUUCUACCAGACAAUGGCAAAAUGAUUUCAAGCAAAGCAAGCAAAACUGUUCCCAUGGCACCAAGACAGACACCUGCGCUACGUUUCUACAAGACAUUCAUACUAAUUAUGGUUAUCCAAAGUCCAUCAAAAGCGACAAUGACACCAGCAAUAUCAUCUUCAAGUGUGACAACUAAUGUUACAACAAGUCCUGAACCAACAACUACUAUGAGACCAGCAACAUCGUCUACAAGUGUAGCAACUAAUGUUACAGCAACUGUUAAAUCAACAACGACAAUGACACCAACGACAUCCCCUACAAAAGUGACAACCAAUGUUAUAACAAGUCCUGAAAGAACAACAAGAAUGAUACCAGCAACAUCGUCUACGAGUGUAACAACUAAUGUUACAACAACUGCUGAACUAAUAACGACAAUGAAAACAGCAACAUUAUAUACAAGUGCAGCAACUAAUGUUACAACAGGUGCUGAACCAACAACAAUGAUACCAGCGACAUCAUCUACAAGUGUGGCAACUAAUGUUACAACAAGUGCUAAACCAACAGCGACAAUGACACCAGCGACAUCAUCUACAAGUGUGACAACUAAUGUUACAACAAGUGAUGAACCAACAGCGACAAUGACACCAGCAACAUCGUCUACAAGUGUGACAACUAACGUUAAAACAAGUGCUAAACAAACGACAUUAAUGACACCACCGUCUACUAGUGUGACAACUAAUGUUAGAACAAGUGUUGGAAAAACAACAUCAAUGAAACCAACGACAUCGUCUACAAGACUGGCAACUAAUGUUACAACAAGUGCUGAACCAACAACAACAAGGACAGCAGCAACAUCGUCUACAAGUGUAAAAACUAAUGUUACAAAAACUGCUGAACCAACAACAAUAAUGACACAAGGAACAUCGUCUACAAGUGUAACAACUAAUACUUCGCCAAUUGCUGAACCAACAACAACAAUGACACCAGCGACAUCGUCUACAAGUGUGGCAACUGAUGUUACAACAAGUGCUGAACCAACAGUGAUAAUGACACCAGCAACAUCAUCUGCUACUGUGAAAAAUAAUGUUACAACAAGUGCUGUGGCAAGAACGACAAUGACACCAGCGACAUUGUCUGCAAGUGUAACAAAUAAUGUUACAACAAGUGCUGAACCAAUAGCGACAAUCACACCAGUGGCAUCGCCUACAAGUGUGACAACUAAUGUUACAACAAGUGCUGAACCAACAAGGACAAUGACACCAGUGACAUCGUCUGCAAGUGUAACAAAUAAUGUUAAAACAGGUGCUGAACCAACAGCGACAAUCAUACCAGCGGCAUCUCCUACAAGUGUGGCAACCUAUGUUACAACAACUGCCAAACCAAUAACAACAACAACAGCGACCUCGCCUUCAAGUGGGACAACUAAUGUUUCAACAAAUGCUUAAGCAACAGCGACAAUGAAGACAGCGACAUCGUCUAGAAGUGUAACAACUAAUGUUACAGCAACUGCUGAGCCAACAACGAGAAUGACACCAGCGACAUCGUCUGCAACUGUGACAGCUAAUAUUACAACAAGUGCUGAACCAACAGCAACAAUGAUACCAGCAACAUCAUCUGCUACUGUGAAAACUAAUGUUACAACAAUGACACCAGCAACAUCGCAUACAAGUUUGACAACUAAUAUUACAAAAAGUGCUGAACGAAGAACAACAAUGACAGCAGCGACAUCAUCUGCCACUGUGACAACUAAUGUUGCAAUAAGUGCUGAGGCAACAACGACAAUGACACCGACAUCGUCUGCAAGUGUAACAACUAAGGUUACAACAAGUUCUGAACCAAAAGCGACAAUGACACCAGCAGCAUCGCCUACAAGUGUGCCAGCCUAUGUUACAACAAGUGCCAAACCAAUAACAACAACAACAACAACAACAGUGACAUUGCCUACAGGUGUGACAACUAAUGUUACACCAACUGCUGAACCAGCAACAACAAUGACAGCAGCGACAUCUCCUACAAGUGUGAAAACUAAUGUUACAACACGUGCUGAACCAACAACAUCAAUGACACCAGCGGCAUCGCCUACAAGUGUGACAACCUAUGUUACAACAACUGCCAAACCAACAACAACAACAACUCUAGCGGCAUCGCCUACAAGUGUGACAACUACUGUUAAAACAACUGCUGAACCAGCAACAACAAUGACACCAGCAACAUCUCCUACAAGUGUAACAACUAAUUUUCCAACAAAUUCUGAAGCAACAGCGACAAUGAAAACAGGGGCAUCGUCUAGAAGUGUAACAACUAAUUUUUCAACAAAUGCUGGAGCAACAGCGACAAUGAAAACAGCGGCAUCGUCUGGGAAUGUAACAACUAAUGUUACACCAACUGCUGAGCCAGCAACGAAAAUGACACCAGCGACAUCGUCUGCAAGUGUGACAGCUAAUGUUACAACAAGUUCUGAACCAACACCAACAAUGAUACCAGCGACAUCGUCUAGAAGUGUAACAACUAAUGUUACAGCAACUGCUGAGCCAACAACGACAAUGACACCAGCAACAUCGCCUACCAGUGUGACAACUAAUGUUACAAUAAGUGCUGAACGAAGAACAACAAUUACUCCAGCGACAUCAUCUACAAGUGUGGCAACUAAUGUUACAACAAGUGAUGAACCAACAACAGCAAUGACACUAGCGACAUCGUCUACAAGUGUGACAACUAAUGUUACAAGAGCUGCUGAACCAACAACAACAGUGACACCAGCGAAAUCGUCUACUAGUGGGACAACUAGUGUUACAACAACUCCUGAACCAACAACGAGAAUAACACAAGCAGCAUCGCCUACAAGUGUGACAACUAAUGUUACAACAAGUGCUAAACCAACAAGGACAAUGACACCAGCAACAUUGGCUACAAGUGUGACAACUAAUGUUACAACAAGUGCUAAACCAACAAGGACAAUGACACCAGCAACAUUGGUUACAAGUGUGACAAAUGAUGUUACACUAAGUGAUGAACCAACAGCAACAAUGACAUCAGCGACAUCGCCUGCAAGUGUGACAACUAAUGUUACUACAAGUGCUCAACCAACAAGGACAGUGACACCAGCAACAUUGACUGCAAGUGUAACAACUAAUGUUACAACAAGUGCUCAACCAACAGCGAUAAUGACACCAGCAGCAUCAUCUUCCACUGUGACAACUAAUGUUACGACAGAUGCUGAACCAAAAACAACAAGGACACCACCGACAUCGUCUACAAGUAUGAGAACUAAUGUUAAAACAAGUGCUGAACCAACAACAACAAUGACACAAGCGACAUCAUCUACAAGUGAAACAACUAAUGUUACAACAAGUGAUGAACCAACAACAACAAUGACAUCAGCGACAUCGCCUGCAAGUGGGAUAACUAAUGUUAAAACAAGUGCUGAACCAACAGCGACAAGGACACCAGCAACAUCGUCUGGAAGUAAGUGUAACAACUAA